Cajanus cajan (pigeon pea) is the source of this 1926-nucleotide messenger RNA. Its product is annotated as PAM domain (PCI/PINT associated module) protein. Lineage: Eukaryota; Viridiplantae; Streptophyta; Magnoliopsida; Fabales; Fabaceae. Gene Ontology annotation, cellular component: proteasome complex; proteasome regulatory particle, lid subcomplex. Gene Ontology annotation, biological process: regulation of protein catabolic process; ubiquitin-dependent protein catabolic process. The record is from RefSeq and is a predicted model, not a curated record. Gene Ontology annotation, molecular function: enzyme regulator activity.
GCUUGAGUAUGAGGUGAAACGAGGUGACUAUAGAGGACAUGUGCAUAUUGCUUCUUCUUUGGUCUUCUUCACCCCUUGUGUUCUCCGUGUUAGGGUUUGCAUCAGAUUCCAACAAUUCUCGCUUCAUUCUGUGCUUUCACUAGAUUUUGUUCAACAUGACUCAAGAUCUUGAGAUGAAGGAUCGCUCAACGCCUUCCAACUCCGUUUCUGCACCUGCUCCAUCUACUUUGCAGAAUUUGAAGGAGAUAGGGUCACUUAUCGAGACCGGUUCGUACUCGAAGGAAGUUCGUAGAAUUGCUCGCGCUGUUCGCCUUACUAUUGCGUUGAGGCGGAAAUUGACAGCAUCUGUUAUCUCGUCUUUUCUUGAUCAUGUUCUUACUCCUGGUUCUGAAGCUCACGCCAAAUUGUCUGCGUAUCUUCCCAAGGAGGAUGAUCAUGAGAUGGAAGUGGACGCGGCAACAUCUGCUAUUCAAACCCCUGUUAAACACUUGUUGCCUGAGCUAGAAAUCUACUGUUACCUGCUUGUGCUACUUUUUCUGAUUGAUCAAAAAAAAUACAAUGAGGCCAAAGCUUGUUCCUCAGCUAGCAUUGUUUGGCUGAAGAACACAAACAGAAGAACUGUUGAUGUUAUUGCAUCCAGACUGUAUUUUUACUAUUCCUAUAGCUAUGAGCUUACAGGAGAUCUUGCUGAAAUUCGGGGCAACCUCCUUGCUUUGCACCGAAUUGCUACCCUGCGUCAUGAUGAGUUGGGCCAGGAAACACUUCUUAAUCUGUUACUUCGUAACUACCUUCACUACAACCUAUAUGAUCAGGCUGAAAAGUUGAGGUCCAAGGCUCCUCGAUUUGAAGCACAUUCUAACCAGCAGUUUUGUCGUUAUCUCUUCUACCUUGGAAAAAUUAGGACAAUUCAGUUGGAAUAUACCGAUGCAAAAGAGUCCCUCCUGCAGGCUGCCCGGAAAGCUCCCGUUGCUGCACGGGGUUUUCGUAUUCAAUGUAACAAGUGGGCUGUGAUAGUGCGUUUACUAUUAGGAGAAAUACCAGAGCGGACUGUCUUUAUGCAGAAGGGAAUGGAGAAAGCUUUAAGGCCUUACUUUGAGCUUACAAAUGCUGUCCGGAUUGGGGACUUGGAACUGUUUAGGAAUAUUGCCGACAAGUUUGCCUCUACCUUUAACGCAGAUAGAACCCAUAAUUUGAUUGUUCGUUUGAGGCAUAAUGUCAUCAGGACUGGUUUACGCAAUAUCAGCAUCUCCUAUUCCCGCAUCUCUCUAGCGGAUGUUGCUAAAAAACUGAGGCUGAACUCUGAAAAUCCAGUUGCUGAUGCUGAGAGCAUUGUAGCAAAGGCUAUUCGUGAUGGGGCAAUUGAUGCUACAUUGGAUCAUGCCAAUGGGUGGAUGGUGUCUAAGGAAACUGGAGAUAUUUACUCCACAAAUGAGCCUCAGUUAGCCUUUAAUUCUCGGAUUGCUUUCUGUCUUAACAUGCACAAUGAGGCAGUUCGAGCGCUCCGUUUUCCACCUAACACUCACAAAGAGAAGGAAAGUGCUGAAAAGAGAAGAGAGAGACAACAGCAAGAGCAGGAGCUGGCUAAGCAUAUUGCAGAGGAGGAUGAUGAUGAUUUCUGAUAAUUGUCUUCUUUCACCCUACCAAUUGCAAUGAGGAUAUCUUCAUUUCCAACCUUUGCUAAUGUUUACAUUUUGAAAAACUUCCAUUAUCAUUUCCUUUUCUAAAGGUCAAUUUUUCAUUUUCUAUGUGGAAGAUCUCUGAAAGUCAGUUUAACAUAUUGAAAUAUUUAUUGUUUGUUUCCAACCGUGAUGACUGUUAUGGUUUGUUUCCUUGUUUUGAGAAUUAUGUUUUAGGAUCUGAAAAGAAAAAAACCAAUUAUUUUUCUUAUGGGUGUUACAAUGGAGCUGAGCUUAAGCUGUCGCUAUA